Molecule: messenger RNA, 1764 nt
Organism: Penicillium mononematosum
Lineage: Eukaryota; Fungi; Ascomycota; Eurotiomycetes; Eurotiales; Aspergillaceae
Product: ferritin-like domain-containing protein
Exons: 1
Coding region: 1-1764 (587 amino acids)
Source: RefSeq, a predicted model, not a curated record
AUGAUCUGGAAGAGUGUCUUUCUGCUGAGCCUAUUGAGCUCACUGAAUUUCGCGGCUGCUUCUCCAAAGAAGCACCAAAAGGAUGCAACAACGACCCUUGACCCGUCACCGUCAUCUUCGGAUGUAUCCAAUUCGUCCACUACAGCGCCGCCACUUCAGAGUUUCAAUAACUCCAUGCCACAUACACCCUUUACAGAGUCUCCGACUACCACAGGUGCGCUGACAGCUUCUUCUAUCGGAACGGGUAUAUCUCACGGAGGUGUUGCAGCCGGGGCGACAACAUAUCCCGCAGAUGGAAAGCUUUACCAUAGCGAGCCUGCUCCACAUGUCCCAGCAGGUGGUCUCGGGACCAACGGAAGCACGCCCGUAUACAAUACGAAGAGCGAUUUCGACUACGAGUCUUUAGUAUGCAUCCCACUAAAUUGGCGAACCAGCGCUGUGAACCAGAAGCUAACCUACCACCAGGCCCUUGCCCUAUACCAGGAAUGGAUUGAGCUUGAUCUGUUCCAAGACGGACUCAGACGAUUCAACGAUUCAGCGUUCCAAGCUGCCGGUAUGACUGCUGCAGACCGCGAGUUGAUCGCGUUCAUGGCCGAGCAAGAGACAGGCCACGCCACUAUGCUCAGCAACAUCCUCGGAGCCCGUGCUCCGCAGAAAUGCAGCUAUAUCUACCCGUACACUAAUGUCAAGGAGUUUGUCGACUUCUGUCAGAAACUCACUCGGUGGGGUGAAUCCAGCGUGUAUGGGUUUUUGCCUCAUCUUGACUCUCGCGAGGCGGCCAAUCUUUUGACUCAGGCCAUCACCACCGAGGCACGACAGCAAAUGAUCUUCCGCCAGUUCGAGGGUCUCUUCCCGAUGGUUGAGUGGUUUGAAGCCGCCAUACCGCAGUCCUGGGGUUGGACGCUGCUGGCACCUUUCAUCAGCUCUUGUCCUGAAAAUCAGACUCGCUUGGUUUGGCAAAAUUUCCCGGCGCUGAUGGUGGUCAAUCAGCCCGAUCCGUGGAUUUGGGGGAUUUCGAGCAACUUUUCCUCCGCAAAUAACGUAACAAGCGGGUAUAAUGCUACUGGGUAUAAUGCCACCGGGCAUACUGCUAUUACGCAUAAUUCUGCUGGGUAUAAUUCUACGGGGUUCAAUUUUACUUCGAGCGAGGAUCAGAUUUCAAGACUCAACACGACUUCCGGGUUCAACCAGACUGCGGGACUCGGCUUCAAUCAGACCACCGGAAACAACAAUACUGUCGGGCCAGGCGUCAGCAUCCCCAAGUCAAUCAAAGGUACCGGGAAGUUCAACUCGUCUACAUCAGCUAAUGGGUGCGGCGCCUCUGUUAGCAAGGUUCGCCCAUUACCACUCACAGCCCCGGGUCGGACGGUGCUGUUGCAGUGGGAUCUUCCUGGGAAGAAAAUUGGUCCCAACAACAGCUACAUCACCACAACAGAGACGAAACCUGGUAGCGCAAAAUACGUCCUUUGGGUGUCGCAGCUGAACGCUACAUAUACCCCGCUACACGUUAUCAAUGGCACCAACGGUACCAGCAUCACCAACAGCACCAGCAGUAUCAACGGUAGCAACGGUACCAACAGCACCGUUGAUGGCAUUCGAGGAUAUACUACCCAGCCCAACUUGGAGACGUACCAAGGUAACCCAGCUUUCAAUGGUACCAUUUUCAUUGCUAUCACAGACAGCGACCCGUACGUGAGCCCGUUCAAUCUGAGCUUGAUUAACCCACAUGUGGUUGCCGGUCCAGCUUUGUACCAGGCUGGUUGA